AUGGCACUCUCUAGCACCUUUUGCAACCUCAACAUCACUCACACCAUCAACCACAACAUUACUAUUUCAUGUUUUCCACGGUUUCAACUCUCUCAACAUAAACACAAAGAUGCCAGAACUCACCAAAUCAAACGAAGAGAGCUCAUACUAAGGAGUGGAGAGUUAGCAACCAUUACUGCACUCUUCAACUUAAGUGGUAAAAAACCAGAAUAUCUUGGAGUACAAAAUAAUCCACCAUCACUGGCACUUUGUCCAUUAACAAAGAACUGCAUAUCAACCUCUGAAGAUGUUACUAAUCUUGAUCAUUAUGCUCCUCCUUGGAACUAUAAUCCCGAAGGUAGGAAAGAUCAUGUAAGCAGAGAAGAAGCAAUAGAGGAACUGAUAGAUGCAAUAGAAACAACAAUACCACCAGAAAAUUUUACACCAAGGAUAGUAGAUAGAACAGAAGAUUAUCUUAGAGUGGAGUACAAAAGCCCAAUCUUGGGGUUAGUGGAUGAUGUUGAGUUCUGGUUUCCACAAGACAAGGACUCAAUUGUUGAGUAUCGAUCAGCAUCAAGGGUUGGAAAUUUUGAUUUUGAUGUCAAUAGAAGAAGAAUUAAGGCGUUGCGACUAGAGCUGAAAAAUAGAGGAUGGGCAUCUCUAGACUCAAUGGCUACAUGA
Messenger RNA from Vicia villosa (hairy vetch), 660 nucleotides. RefSeq lists its product as uncharacterized. Bases 1 to 660 code for a protein of 219 amino acids. The record is from RefSeq and is a predicted model, not a curated record. Lineage: Eukaryota; Viridiplantae; Streptophyta; Magnoliopsida; Fabales; Fabaceae. The transcript is spliced from 7 exons.